Messenger RNA from Hemisphaericaspora subhashii, 906 nucleotides. RefSeq lists its product as uncharacterized. The transcript has 4 exons. The record is from RefSeq and is a predicted model, not a curated record. NCBI's taxonomy places the organism in Eukaryota, Fungi, Ascomycota, Pichiomycetes, Serinales, Debaryomycetaceae. The coding region runs from base 1 to 906 and encodes 301 amino acids.
AUGUGGUUAUCAAAAGAUUCAGAUGGUGAAGCAUUAUCAAAGCGUGCUUAUUAUUAUUAUGAUACUGAUAGUUAUUUUAAGCUAUAUGCCUGGCUUGCGUUAUAUAAAAAGCUACAAAAAAAGAAACUACUCCAACAACAACUUGAAAUGCAACAGGAUGGGCCCGUUGCUCCAAUUAUGGCAACACAGGGUCCGACUGAUGGUCAAUACUACCCCUAUACUCAACCAAACUCUACUGCUUAUCCCGAUGGAUACUUACCUCCACAGGCUCCACCAGGAUAUAUCCCUCCUGAAGUGCCUUCACUGUCGGUCAAUAUGGGUAAUUCUCCAAAUUCAGGGGAUUAUUUCUCUCCUCCACCAGGUCCACCUCCUGGUACGAAUACCAACCCCUCCAUUUUUGAUUUGAGAGUUAUGCAGGGCCCAAUAACAUUUUUGUGGGAUAUGGACUUACUCUGUUUAUUUGCAUCACAGAAGGUCAGGGAUUUACAGCCACUGCAAAAUACUAACAUGAAUACCAAAACCAAGAUCAGUAACCACAACAGCAACUAUAUUUCAGCUAAAAUGGGACGAAAUGGCUACCCAAUGAUCCCUUUGCUGACCUCACAGGCAGCGAGGCGAAAAUUAAAUAUGUCAGAGAGAGCAUAUAUCCUUGGAGCAUUGCGCAACGGAGCUACGUUCACCCAAUUGGGAAACGAUUUGAAUGUCCAUCGGGUCACGGCUAACAGAAUAGGUACCAAAAUUCAAGAUACUCACCUGAUCGAUAUUGCCCACCGUAGUGGCAGACCAAAAUCAGCCAGAAAGCAAGGAGUUGAAAAGCUUAGAGUUUCCCUUCCCGAAGUCUGUCCCAAAGUGAAGUAUAAGAAACUAGAUGCCCUGUCGGGGUUUAAAGAUAAUACUGGGAAGUGA